Messenger RNA from Archocentrus centrarchus (flier cichlid), 1142 nucleotides. RefSeq names its product claudin-4-like. Gene Ontology annotation, cellular component: membrane; bicellular tight junction. Lineage: Eukaryota; Metazoa; Chordata; Actinopteri; Cichliformes; Cichlidae. Gene Ontology annotation, molecular function: structural molecule activity. Bases 74 to 709 code for a protein of 211 amino acids. The record is from RefSeq and is a predicted model, not a curated record. The transcript has a single exon.
AACUCAGGCUAACCUGCUUGUGAAACCUUUGACUCCUCUGCUUCGUUCAGCUCCAAGUGACUCAAACCUCAUCAUGGUAUCGCAGGGACGACAGAUGCUGGGCUUUGUCCUGGGCAUCAUUGGCUUCUUGGGGUCUAUUCUCAUUUGUGGCCUGCCUAUGUGGAAGGUCACAGCCUUCAUUGGAGCCAACAUUGUGACGGCGCAGGUUAUCUGGGAAGGUUUAUGGAUGAACUGCGUCAUGCAGAGCACAGGUCAGAUGCAGUGCAAGAUCUACGAUUCUCUGCUGGCUCUUCCUCAGGAUCUUCAGGCUGCCAGAGCUCUUGUGGUCGUUGCUAUCAUCGUUUGUGCUGUGGCGGUGAUCCUGGCCAUCGCUGGGGGGAAGUGCACCAACUUCGUGGAGGAACCACGUGCCAAAGCCAAAGUGGCUAUCGCCGCUGGAGCUGUCUUCAUCUGUGCCGGUGUGCUUGUUCUUAUCCCCGUAUGUUGGUCUGCCAAUGAAAUCAUUGUGACUUUCUACAACCCCACCCUGAUAAAUGCCCAGAGGAGAGAGAUGGGAGCUGCACUCUACAUCGGCUGGGGCACAGCUGCACUUCUCAUCCUGGGUGGCGCCCUCCUCUGCAGCUCCUGCCCACCCAAGGAUCGAAGCCCAGAGUAUCCAGUGAAGUACAGCGGUGCCAGGUCCACAGCCACCAGCCAAGCUUACGUCUGAGAGCCCCGUUCUACUGAGAAGGACUAUAAAUUAUUUUAAUAUUCUUCAGUAACCCUCCUUCAUUCUGACUGCUUGUACCUCACAUUCUUUGUUAAGGUCACACAAAAUUCAGACUUUCUGUGAAAUUCUCUGGUGGAGACAACAGAAGUUCAAAGAUGUGUUAAGUACAGAGCUGGCAAAAAUAAAUAAAUCUUCCAGCCGGCACCAAUGUUGGACUGAAUGAAACGAUUUUAUUUUAAGCUUGUAUCAAACCUUAUUAUCCUCUGAAAUCUAGUGGGAAACCUAAGCUGUGAUUGAAGGAUGCUGUGGAAGGAAACAUGUAUUAUACUGCUAGCAUAUUGUGACUUUACUGUAUAGAAUAUUUUGUUUACUGAACUGAACUGAUUUGUAAUAAAUUAUUUUAUUCAAUUACAUUCUUAAUGUCACCCAGAAA